CUACAAUGGGGUUACGCAAAAAGGAAUAACUUACGACAAGAUAAUAAAACGUAAACAACAAUGUAUAAUGUGUUCCAUACAGCUUAUUGACAUUGUAACAGUUUCUACAGGGUCGGAGUUAACAAAGACAACGGAUAUAGGUUGUCCUUUGAGCGUGGAAUGAUGAGAAGAAUACAGUGGCAGUAUGUUGUCCUUGUGCUUGGGGUAUUUCUGUCAAUACAUCUUCUAGGAAAUCUAGUGGUGAAUAAUUUCCACCAAAGACUCAACAAUAAGGAUACGCAUAAAAGAUCGCCAGAGCCAAAAACCUCAAUCUUCCGAAACAAGAACAGUGUCGUGUCCAGUCAUUACAAUCAAGAGAUACUUAACUCUGCAAAUUACAAAUCUAAUUCCACCAAAAACAUCGGUAUAUUAUUUUACAAUAAGCCAUCUUGGAUAUCUUUCGAGUCAACAGUUAUUGAUUCAACAAGAUGUCCCAAUUUAAAACAAAAAUGCACAAUAUAUACCAAUAACAAGAAUUACGAAAAAUCAAAGGGAGUUAUUUUCUGUGGGGAAAAACUUCCUUCAAAAGUUCCAGAGAAAAAGAAGGGUCAGGUUUGGACGUUCUUUUCGAUAGAAUCUCCUUUUCUAUUUUCUGUAAGGCCGGAGUGGAAAGAUAAAUUUUCAUGGACAAUGACAUAUAGAAGAGACUCUGACUUCACCUAUUUUUAUGGAAAAAUUCAGAAGCGAGAGAUUCCUUUGUCCCGGAACUACUCUGAAGUGUUAAAAAGAAAAAACAAGACCGUAUCAUGGGCUGUAAGCAAUUGUAACUCGUUUUCAAAACGUGAGGAAUACGUUAAGAAACUCCAGAAGUACAUAAGUGUGGAUGUAUAUGGUAAAUGUGGAAAACUUAAAUGUGGACAGCGGUCGGCGGGGGUAACCGACUGUCACAAAAAGUUUGCGGAAGAAUACAAAUUCUACCUAGCAGUCGAAAACUCAAUAUGCAAAGACUACACUACAGAGAAACUAUUUAAUUUCUUCUUUUACGAUCUCCCUAUGAUUCCCAUAAUCAAUGGACCUAAAAAUGCCCGUGAAUACAUUCCAAACGGAACGUACAUCAAUAUGCUAGACUACGCGUCUCCUGAAGAAUUAGCUAAAGAUUUGGAAAGAAUUGGAUCAAACGAAACUCUUUAUUCCGAAUAUUUAAAAGAGAAGGACAAAUAUACAGGAAGUAGAUUUCGUUGGGAAGUAGCUUUAUGUCCAAUGUGUUCUAGACUUCAGGAAAAUUCUUUAACCAGUGGCAAAAUUAUACCAGAUAUUAGUUCUUGGAUUUGGAAUGAUACUUGUAUCAAGCCAUGAUGUUCGUCGUCUGUUUUUAAUGUUAAGGAGAUCUAAUGUAGGAGAUUGAAGUUAAAAUCUGCAUGUGGUUUAUAUUUUUUAUUCAACUUUCGGAAUUAAAAGUGUUUAAAUGCCAAAUUA
Messenger RNA from Magallana angulata, 1455 nucleotides. RefSeq names its product alpha-(1,3)-fucosyltransferase fut-5-like. The transcript is spliced from 2 exons. NCBI's taxonomy places the organism in Eukaryota, Metazoa, Mollusca, Bivalvia, Ostreida, Ostreidae. Gene Ontology annotation, molecular function: alpha-(1->3)-fucosyltransferase activity. The record is from RefSeq and is a predicted model, not a curated record. Gene Ontology annotation, cellular component: membrane. Bases 160 to 1335 code for a protein of 391 amino acids.